This is a messenger RNA of Oryza brachyantha (malo sina), 1903 nucleotides long. RefSeq lists its product as uncharacterized. Lineage: Eukaryota; Viridiplantae; Streptophyta; Magnoliopsida; Poales; Poaceae. The coding region runs from base 1 to 1599 and encodes 532 amino acids. The transcript has 7 exons. The record is from RefSeq and is a predicted model, not a curated record.
AUGCCGGCGGUGGAGGGGAUGCGUGACGUGGUCGCGACCGUGAGCGGCUACCACGGCGACGAGCGGCACAGGCUCGUCAAGCUCAUCGCGGAGACCGGCGCGAGCUACGUCGGAGCCAUGAGCAGAUCCAUCACGCACCUGGUGUGCUGGAGGCUGGAGGGGAAGAAGUAUGACAUCGCGAGGAGGCUCCGGACGCGCGUCGUCAGCCACCGCUGGUUCGAGGACUGCCUCAGAGAGGGGAAGCGCCUCCCCGAGAAACCCUACAUCAUGGAAAGUGGUGAAGAAGCAGGGCCAGUACCUGAGGUGCCCACUUUCCCGUGUGGACGAUCCAAGAGAGAUGCAAGCAUGAAGAAUAGAUGCUUGAAAGAAUUACCUGAUGAUUUCUGCAAUACUUCAUAUGCAACCGAUGUGCUUAGGGUUGCUGAUUCAGGUUCUGAUUGUGAGCAUCACGGAUGGUCUGAUUCCUCCCUACUGAAAGAAAAUGUUUUUGUUGGUGGUGAGAAUUCUAAGAUUGGUGCAACACAUGCUAAGGAAAGAAGAAAACGUUUAAAGCAUGCACAGAAAUCAACCAAUGAAGAUGUACUAGAGCCAGAAGACAAUAUUUCUAAUCUCAUGGCAAGAAAAGGGCGUCAUGAGUCAAGUUUUACUUCAUCUCGGAGCAGAUCAGAGCAGAAAGGAGAUCUGUCAAGGUUUCUUCAUAACGAUGAUGCUAACAUGAUGGCAAAAAGAAAUAGUCUCAUGAAAAAGGAAUCAAUAACCAAACAUGCAGGCUAUCUUGUAGAAAGCUGUGAAAAUGAAAUUUUAGCAGACAGCUUCAGUGAACCUGAGAUGUUGGAUAGUCCGUCCACCGAAGAUCGGAGAAAAAUAAGGAAGACAAGAUUGUCAUCAUCAUUUCGACAAAGUACCUUGGACAGUAUAUAUGAUUAUGGUGAAGCUAUUGAGCAUGAUCCUGAGAAAAGUGCGGAUCAAGAAAGUUUCGAAUUGGGUGAAAGUCCAAGAAGCUUUCAGCCAAGUUCUUCAUCCAGGCAAGAACCAGCUUUCUGUACUGAGGAGAAAGCAAAUCAAAGUGGCAUUGAUGAUGAAAAGGGAGAUGAUGGGAAACCCCCUUUGGAAAAACCAGCCAGUUGUCAAGGGCAAGCAGAACUUUCAUGUGUUAUUUGCUGGACAGAUUUUUCUUCAACAAGGGGCAUCUUACCAUGCGGACAUCGAUUUUGUUAUUCAUGCAUUCACGGAUGGGCGGAUUGUCUGUCUUCUAGGGGAAAAGUCGCAACAUGUCCACUGUGCAAAACCAGCUUCACCUGGAUCAGUAAAAUAGAUGAGGCCGGUACAUCUGAUCAAAAGAUAUAUUCUCAAACAAUUCCUUUCUUAACUUCUUCCGACACUUUCAUGUUUGAUGAUCGAACCUAUGGCAAUCCUGAAUCACCGUCUGGGCAAGGAGCUUGCUACCAGUGCCAUUGUCGUGAGCCUGAGGAACUUCUUCUGAGCUGCCAUGUUUGCCGGUCGCAAUGGGUACACUCGUACUGUCUGGAUCCUCCAUUGACGCCCUGGACGUGCAUACAUUGCAGAGACCACCGGAUGCUGUAUCAGCGGUAUCGCUAACCAGAACUCUGAAACCUGAUGAAUCUUCCUUUGUUCAUUAGAGAUUAUUAUAAGGGGCUAUUGCAUUUGAAAUGUAUCAUCGCUGCUCUGGUCAUGUGCUUCAGGCAUUGUUAUAUAUGUUGAGAAUUGGCAAUAAUUGGUGUCUGUAAUGGUGAUAUCCAAUUUCACAUAAGCCGUGAUAAACUGCUCACGUUUGAGCUCCAUUUAACUGUUGUAUACUGUAGUUGCGAAGCUGUACUGUUGGAGCAACUCCAAGAGUUUUGCAAAUUUUGUUUCUCAUCUUGUAUUUUGGCGAGUCUUCAAA